Messenger RNA from Cuscuta europaea, 650 nucleotides. Lineage: Eukaryota; Viridiplantae; Streptophyta; Magnoliopsida; Solanales; Convolvulaceae. The record is from the annotation of a GenBank genome assembly.
CUCAUCAGCGUCGUCGUCCUCAUAUUCAGACAGGCGUCCACCGCCUCGUCCCCCUAUUCAGAUAUAGUGAACAUCUUGCGGUCUCCGGCCGAAAGGCUAAAGGAGCCCAGAGUUCAGCCAUAUAUCGCUCCGUCAUCUUUAUUUGAUGACGCGAAGCUCAUUUGCAGGCCCAUCGGCCAUAUCUCGCUCCGUCAUCUUUAUUUGAUGACAUGGCGCUCUCAUAUAGGCCUCUCUCGGCCAUACAUCACCCCGUCGUCUUUAUUUGACGACGUGGAGCUCUUAUGCAGGCCCCUCGGCCGCACCAUCGCCCCGUCGUCUUUAUUUGACGACGUGGAGCUCUUAUGCAGGCCCCUCGGCCGCACCAUUGCCCCGUCGUCUUUAUUUGACGACGUGGAGCUCUUAUGCUGGUCCCUCGGCCGCACCAUCGCCCCGUCGUCUUUAUUAGACGACGUGGAGCUCUUAUGCAGGCCCCUCGGCCGCACCAUCGCCCCGUCGUCUUUAUUUGACGACGUGGAGCUCUUAUGCAGGCCCCUCGGCCGCACCAUCGCCCCGUCGUCUUUAUUUGACGACGUGGAGCUCUUAUGCAGGCCCCUCGGCCGCACCAUCGCCCCGUCGUCUUUAUUUGACGACGUGGAGCUCUUAUGCAGGCC